AUUUCUGGUCAUUUCAAUCUCCUUUGUCUUGAAGCUUGAAACCCCUCCAUAACCUGCAUUCUGGCUAUGGAUCUCCCUGCAGAAGAGGAGCAGCCGUUGUAUUCUCAGCGACCUGAGUGGGCCGAUGUCGUUCCUUUAGAACAGUACGAAAGUGUCGCCCCUCUUGCGCCCAUCUUUUAUACGGAUGAAUACAGAGAUGCCACGAACUACUUCAGAGGGAUCGUCAAGAGCGAUGAGAUGAGUCCCAGGGUGUUGGAGCUCACGGAGAACAUAAUUCGGCAGAAUCCUGGACACUACUCUGCAUGGCAGUACAGGUACAAAACACUUAUGGCAUUGAAGUCUCCCCUCGACGAUGAGCUUCAGCUGAUGGAUGAACUUGCGAUCAAGCAUCUCAAGACAUACCAAGUCUGGCAUCACCGCAGGCUGCUCGUGCAGCAGACCCGCAAUCCCGGCCCUGAGCUCGAGUUCAUCGCUAACUCGUUGCAAGUUGAUACGAAGAACUACCACACGUGGUCGUACAGACAGUGGAUCCUCGCGUACUUCAACGACGACGCGUUAUGGAGUCAUGAGCUGGAUUUCGUGGAGAAAAUGCUUGAAAGUGACGUGAGGAAUAACUCUGCAUGGCAUCACAGAUUCUUCGUCGUCUUUCAAUCUGGGGUACGAAAUGGGGAUGAAGACAGAGAUGCGGUUGUCCGGCGGGAGCUUGCAUUCGUGAAGGAGCGAAUUGCAAUUGCACCGAAUAAUGCAUCUGCGUGGAAUUACCUGCGCGGGGUGCUUGAUCAUGCUAAAAUGCCUUAUUGCGAACUUCAAGCAUUCGUGCUGCCUUAUUCUCUGCCUCAACCUCCUUUAGAUACACCCCCUGAGGUCGUUGAUCUCGAGAGUCCUCUUCCUUCGAAGGAUGCACAACUGCCCUGCGUCGCUGCUGUUGAAUUCAUGGCUGAUAUUCACGAGGCAGCAGGGGGUGGUGACUUGGUGAAAGCCACUGAGCUUUGGAAAUCUCUGGCAAAUGAGCACGAUACUAUACGCAAAAGAUACUGGGAAUUCAGGAUCGCGGAAUCCUUGAAGACCAAAUCAGCUGGUGACGGCUGAUGGAUGCCCACCUUAGCACAUCAUCAGAAUUCUUUUUUUUUUACGUCGAUCAGGUAAACAGGGCAUCAUCAAAUACUAUGUGUGGUUUUCGUUGGUUUUGCAUCUCCUCCACUAAUCAGAAAAACUGGAUCCUGCAGUUUAAAGUAUUUCAAGGAGCCUGUGCGAGAUCUCCAAAUAAUGCUAUCAAUAAAUGCGCCUGGAAUCAA
Messenger RNA from Suillus discolor, 1295 nucleotides. RefSeq lists its product as uncharacterized. NCBI's taxonomy places the organism in Eukaryota, Fungi, Basidiomycota, Agaricomycetes, Boletales, Suillaceae. The transcript is spliced from 6 exons. The record is from RefSeq and is a predicted model, not a curated record. Gene Ontology annotation, biological process: protein farnesylation; protein geranylgeranylation. Gene Ontology annotation, molecular function: protein farnesyltransferase activity; CAAX-protein geranylgeranyltransferase activity. The coding region runs from base 67 to 1089 and encodes 340 amino acids. Gene Ontology annotation, cellular component: protein farnesyltransferase complex; cytoplasm; CAAX-protein geranylgeranyltransferase complex.